AUGGCCACAGCUUUGCAACAGCAGUUGGCGCAAAUCGCCAAAAAGUCGACCGACCAACUCGAUCUCAAAGCGCAGCGCGCACAGCACAGCAAGUCAUUGCUCUUUGACCCCCGCGUCGCCGCCAACCAGACCUUUGAGACCAUCUACCAAAUAUGUGCCGAGGCCUUCCAGGAAUUGUGCUUGCUCGAUGCUCGCUUUGCGCCCUUCGCCGCCAACCUUUUCAGCGAACAGUCAAAGUCAGAGGAGCGUAUCAACCUGACAAAGAAGGAAAAUGAGGACCUGGACCAGGUCAUCGACAGUUUCUUGGGCCUCGUCAGCUCUAGGCUGCUGCUACGGCCAGGUCUCAAGGCUGUCGAGUGGCUUGUCCGUCGUUUCCGUGUGCACGAAUACAACACCGAAUCCCUCGUGCUUGCUUUCCUCCCAUACCACGCGAACCCCGUCUUCCCCACCAUGCUAUCUAUACUUCCCAAGACGCUUCCACCGACCUUGAAGUUCCUACAACCCUACAUUUCCAGCUUGUCAUGUCCUCCUAGCCAAGCUCUGGUGUACGCCGCUGUGAACAAUCCUUCGUUCUUUACUGCCUUCAACACUUAUGUCGUCCGGACUGCCAACUUGGGCCACCACUCUGUCAUGGUUCUGCAAUUCUGGGCUGGUGUCAUGACUCCUGCUAUCAAUGGUAUGCUCGACGCUGCCAUGUCGGGUCGCGCUGAUGUCCGCAGUCAGCGUCAGGAGGACUUAUUGCUUCGCGUUGUUCCCGUACUUCAGCAGACACUGCGCAUCAAGAACGUCCCGGAGCUUUUCCUGGGAUCAUGCAUGAUCAUUUGCGUUCUCGUCUCCAAGACUCAACUCGAUGACAAAGUCCUGGAUAGUCUCAUGGAUGCGGUAUCUCGAGGCUGGGCUUCACAGACCAUAGACCAAGGAUUAUCAACUGUUGCCAUCAUCGCCGAAGAACGUCAAUCAUUGAAAUUCACGCGUCCGGUCACAAGAGCGCUUUUGAAAGUACCUGCUCUAGAAGCUCGUAUACUUGAUCUGCAGACAAAACAACACACUGGAAGACUUCUUACCGGUCUUGCCAUGACUUCACUCGACGAGGCUUCGGGCCCAGAGGCAUUUGAUCUGAUUGAGAACGCUGUCACCUCGCACAUUCCUACUCUUCCUCAGAAAGCUGCCAUUAUUCAGCUUCUACUUUCUGCUGUUUCGGACCUGCAGACCUCAUCGGAAGCUGCUGCUUCUCAGGAAAGGCUUGGUCGCAUCUUCUCAGCUCUUUGCCAGUCACCUUCCACGCUGCCACUAGUGCAAGCUGAGGCUGCUCGGCUUCACCUCAGUCUCGAGUCUCUUGAGGUCCAGCUACAGAUUUCACUGGCUCCGAAUGAAAUGCUGGCAUUACCAUCAGUCGAUGCUGAUACCGAGAUGAUCGAUGGACCUGCGACUGCCCAAGCCGACCAGCUAGACGAAGCUUUCUCCUUACUGCCCCAAAGUCUGCCAAAGGAUUAUUCCUUCGUUGCCAACGCCGAUGUUUCUCCCUUCGACACUUUUGCUCGUGUUUUCCUGAUCUUGCUUCAACAGAACAAGGAUUUGGAUCAACUCCUCGGCAAGCCAGUACUUCAUGGCGCAGAUGCUGUAUCUUCACCAACUUACCUGACUUUCUUGGCGAGAAUCUGGACAAGCAGUUAUCCUAUCAUUGCACGUGUCUCUGCUCUUCGUUCGGCCACUGCACUUUUACAGGCUCACUCUUCCGCAGCUAUUGAUAUGCAGGCGUUAACGCCGUUCGUACUUGUGGCUUUGGCUGAUGCUUCGGAAGCUGUACGCAAGACAGCUGCUGCUCUGCUUAUUGCUAUCACGACUCUCUAUCAUCCCGACGCAGCAAAGGGCAAGGUCAAUGAUUCAAUCAAGUCAUGGGCAGCUCAAAGCAUUUACGCAACAUCUUCUCACAAGUCAUCUUUGACUGGUCCUAAUGCUCACAAGGUUCUUUCUGAUGCCCUCGUUCCCAGCCUGGAAGAGUGUGUCCUUGACCCUAGCCAGAUUGCACGUGUGCUUGCCAGUGCUCUCAAUGGUCCGACUCAAGCGCAACCUGGUCAUCCAUUUGCUGCUUCAGUAGAGUUGAAGUCAACCUUGAGGGCAUCUUUUGCCUCGUGGCUUUGUGAGCACGCUGCCGCAGUGCCUUUGGCUUCUGUCAAGCUUCGACUUCUUUCUUUCCUCAGUCCUGUUGGCAAGGCUGCUUCUACAGGCCGCGUGCAAACCCUUGUUCCAUCACUUCAAAGCUGGAUCCAGUCCGACUUGCAAGUCCGAUCCGCUUCAUGCGCUUCAGCCCAUGUUGAUGUGGCAAGUGUGGAUAAGGCCUAUGUUGACUGUCUAACGAGUCGAACUUCCGAGGAGUUGACUUGCUUAAGAACACUUGCAAAUGGAGAGCUGGGACAAAGCGCUUCUUUGUCCACACUAGCAAUUCAAAGGUUCAGAGCUUUGUGGCCUACCAUGAAACCAAUCGCACAGACAUCUGCCGCUGCGUUCCUUCUUGAUCUUGCUCUUGCCGAUCAAUCGGACGACCAAUCUGAAGCCAGACAAUCAGAAGCCACCGAUCUUCUUCGCCAAGUGACGAUGCCCACCGAAGUCCUCUCGUCCUUGUUGGAGUCAGUGCCUAGCAUCGCACAGAUGGAAGACAAGCCUCCUGCUUCCAAGCGCAGAAGAACAAGCAGAUCUGAAUUGGCGAAGUCACAAAGCAUAAACGUAGCGGAUCUACACAAUGUCAUUCGUAGACUAACUCUUGUGCUGGAAUUGAUCGAGGGUUCUCAUCCUGAGAGACACCCUGAAUUGCUUAAGAGCCUUUUCCACGUUCUGAGCGAGCUCCAGCACUACAGGACGCAACUUGGUUCAAACCUAGUCUAUCUGCAGCAACUGGUCAUUGGCUGUCUCUUCUCAAUCGUUGACUCGCUCAAACAGAAUCCUGCCAUCAAGGUUGACCGCUCUGUGUUGAGAGCAGACCUCAUUGUCGAGUGUGUUCGCACCAGUACCAACGCGCAGAUUCACAAUGCUGCUCUGCUGCUCAUUUCAAGUCUGGCAAGCUGGGCUCCUGACUUGGUGUUGCACAGUGUGAUGCCAAUCUUCACAUUCAUGAGCAACACUUUGCUGCGACAAAGUGACGAUUACUCGGCUCACGUCAUCGACCAGACUGUAUCUCGAGUUGUCCCCCCUCUUGUCGCUUCCCUUCGCAAGAAGAAUCAAGACCUGGUUACAGGAGCUGCUGAGCUCCUACUCAGCUUUACUGCUGCUUUCGAGCAUAUCCCUCUCCAUCGUCGCCUGCGACUCUUCAGCCAUCUUGUCAAUGCUCUGGGUCCUCAAGAUUUCCUGCCUGCUAUUACUGCGAUGCUCUUCGACAAAUAUCCGACGGACAAGCGGGUACCCACUUUCUCUGCUGAGCUCAUGGGAUCGUUCUCUCCCGAGGUCCAACUCAUCGCUGCAUCUCAAUACAUCGAUCUUGUCACGAACGCUCUGCAACCCAAGUCAGUCGUGUCUGAAGCAAUCUUCGGAUUCAGUGAUAAGACACCAGAGCAGGUUGAGCAAUCGGUGGCACACCUUCUGCGUUCUUUGGGACUUCUUCUACAACAACGCUCGCUCCAUGUGCAGAUCCUCAAGGCUCUUGACAAGGAUGAGCGUGCACACGGAGGACUUCAGUCUGCUGCCGCCGACAUAUUGCAGAAGAUCAUGCAGUUCUCUUCUUCCAAAUCCAUUCAAGACAAGCCUGACUUGCAGUCUGCUUCGAACGAUGUUUUGACAGCGGCCCUGAGCCUUCUGCCAACGCCCUAUUUCGUUCGUACUGCUGAUGAACUUUUGCAAAGACCCGAACAAGAUCUUCGACUUAUGGUCCUGCGUUCACUCGAGCAGCGCGGUCGUGAGGCUAGACUCGCCGACGCUGCAGCUGCACGCGCUAUGCUUUCCGUGCUGCCGAGCGUGACUGGUGUCAUUGGUCAGGAAAACUCUGUUGAACUGGUGCACAGUGCUGUCACAUGCAUUGAUGUCGUCUCAGAGAAGUUUGGCAAAAAGGAUAUUGAGAAGAUCAUGUCUGCUGCUCGUGUGGUAGCCUCCAAGCACGCACUUGGCAGUCAGAAUAAUGAACUCCGCAUUAUCUCGCUGCUCUGUCUGGCCACCAUGGUCGAGGUUCUGAAGGAUGAUCUGGUCGACAUCCUGCCACAGAUCCUCGCCACCUCGUAUGCCUACUUUGAGGAUGCCACCAAGACAGAGUCCGGCAAUGCUCGCCUGCACAAUGCUGUUUACUCUUUUCUGACAAACGUCAUCGAGUACAUUUCCUGGAUGUUCUCAGCUGAUACUCUUGACAAAGCUUUGCUGCUUACACAACAAUCAGCUUGUAGCGAAAUCACAGACAUCCGAACUUCGAGCAGUCGUCCACAGUUCACUAGCCUACUCUCACAAAAGCUCGAUGCCAGGACCAUAUUGGCAGCCCUGGAGCGUACAUUCGAUAAUGCGGUCAAUCUCGGCCACCUAGCUUGCCAGGAGGCUCUCACGACUCUUCAUACAGUGAUCAAGACACAUCCCAAAUCAGCCCUGAUCAAAAAUGCCUCGAUCUUGUUUUCGAUUCUCAACAAAUCCUUCGACCUUCGUCGUUUGCUCUCUCAGCAGCCGACAUCCCCCGACAGUCAACAGCUUGCUGCAAUGGAAGCACAGAGAGACAAUCUGUCCCUCGAUGCUAUCAUGAGGCUGAAUGACACUACGUUCAGACCGUUCUUCACCCGUCUCGUGUCUUGGGCAGGCGAGGGACUUCCCAAGAAGGAACAGGCUGGCCGUACCCUUCGUCUAAUCAGUGUUUAUGGAUUCCUAGCUAGGUUCUUUGAGACUUUGAAGUCUAUCGUGACUGGUUACUCUGCAUACAUCUUGGAGCAGGCCGCAUCUAUUCUUCAAAGUGUCAAACCAGAGGGAGAGUCUGAGAAGCUUCUCGUUAAGGCUUUGCUCCAAACACUGAUUGCCAGCUUCAACAAUGACCAAGACGACUUCUGGCAAAACCCGACGCACUUCGGUGCCAUAAUGCAACCUUUGUUAGAUCAAGUGACUUUCGCCAAUGAGCCGGAAACCAGAGAGUUGCUUGACAUUGUCUCUGCUGUCACUGGGCUGGCAGGAGCCGCAGCAUCGCCUGAGCACCACAAAACUCUCAACUCGGCAAUUCUCAAACUUAUGAGACACGACAACGAAUUGACAAGGCUUGCAGCAGUCAAGUGCGAACAGUCUUUGACCGAGAAGCUUGGAGAAGACUGGCUUGCUCUCCUCCCUGAGAUGCUGCCAUUCAUCAGCGAGCUGCAAGAGGAUGAUGACGAGGAUGUUGAGAGAGAGACGACAGCCUGGAUUCGCCAAAUGGAAGGCAGCCUUGGUGAAAGUCUCGAGGGCAUGUUGCAAUAA
Messenger RNA from Aureobasidium melanogenum CBS 110374, 5403 nucleotides. RefSeq lists its product as uncharacterized. NCBI's taxonomy places the organism in Eukaryota, Fungi, Ascomycota, Dothideomycetes, Dothideales, Saccotheciaceae. The record is from RefSeq and is a predicted model, not a curated record. Gene Ontology annotation, molecular function: snoRNA binding. Gene Ontology annotation, biological process: maturation of SSU-rRNA from tricistronic rRNA transcript (SSU-rRNA, 5.8S rRNA, LSU-rRNA); positive regulation of transcription by RNA polymerase I. Gene Ontology annotation, cellular component: t-UTP complex; small-subunit processome; 90S preribosome. The transcript has 3 exons. The coding region runs from base 1 to 5403 and encodes 1800 amino acids.